Talaromyces marneffei is the source of this 1164-nucleotide messenger RNA. RefSeq lists its product as uncharacterized. The coding region runs from base 1 to 1164 and encodes 387 amino acids. The record is from RefSeq and is a predicted model, not a curated record. Lineage: Eukaryota; Fungi; Ascomycota; Eurotiomycetes; Eurotiales; Trichocomaceae. Gene Ontology annotation, biological process: carbohydrate metabolic process; chitin catabolic process. The transcript has 4 exons. Gene Ontology annotation, cellular component: extracellular region. Gene Ontology annotation, molecular function: chitinase activity; chitin binding.
AUGACACCGUCGUUUUCAGCUCCCAACAAUGUCUGGCCAGCACCUGCACUGAACAAUCCAUCGCCUGCCUCAACACCGCCAUCUGCUUUGGCCUCUUCGAGUUCCGCAGCAUUAGACAUUCCCAUCUAUGCAAAUGCCGCUUAUUAUCCAAAUUGGAGGAUUUACAAGAAACAGCCACCGUCGUCGCUGAGGCUGGGCUUCGUUUCUCACGUGUUUUAUGCUUUUGCUUGGGUCAAAGAAGGUGGAACUGUCUAUCUCAGCGAUGAGUGGGCAGACUCGCAGAUGCCAGUCGAUGGAACAGAGGGCUGUCUCCGGGCCUUUAGUCAGCUCAAACAGCAAUAUCCACAGUUAAAAGUCAUUCUGUCAAUAGGAGGCAGCGGCAAAGGCAGCGAGAACUUUGUAAAGGUCGCCACAAGUCCGGCGGCAGUUGCAAACUUUGCUUAUAGCGCUCGAGCUCUGGUGGAUCAAUUCGGACUGGAUGGGAUUGAUGUUGAUUGGGAGCAUCCCUCGGAUAGCCAGCAAGGCGAGGGUUUUGUCUAUCUGUUAUCACAGCUACGAGACGCCCUACCUAGCCCACGGUAUACGGUGACUUGUGCAUUACCAGCCGGAGAAUGGGCUCUGAAAUACAUCAACCUGGGGGUAGCGCAGCAAUACGUGGACUUGUUCAUGGUUAUGUGUUAUGAUUUCUCCGGACCAUGGCUCGAUCGAACGGGUCAUCAAUCUCAGCUAUACACACCAUCGAAUCCAUACAGUACAGCGGCGGCUAUUUCCUGCCAGUCGGCAGUGACGUAUAUACUGAGUCAAAGUGUCCAAUCGAACAAGAUCCUGAUGGGUAUUCCGGCCUAUGGCCGAUCCUUUGUCGGGGCUGACAACGUCAAUGAGUCGUACUCUGGGGCAGAUGGUGACGAUGGCGUGUUUGAUUACUGCGACCUUCCUCGACCGGGAGGAAAGGAAGUCUACGACGACUCACUCGGCGCAGCAUACAGCGUCGGAGGAUCAGAUGGCGGUUUCGUGUCGUACGACACCCCACAGACGGUGGAACAAAAGGCGAAAUUCGUGACCGACUCUAGACUCGGUGGGUUGUUCUAUUGGCACAUUACGGCAGAUAAACGAGGAGUCAACAGUUUACUAGAAACAGGGUACAACACGCUACACGAUUUGUGA